Messenger RNA from Lucilia sericata (common green bottle fly), 1534 nucleotides. It is a transcript of the gene Orc5, whose product is annotated as origin recognition complex subunit 5. The record is from RefSeq and is a predicted model, not a curated record. Lineage: Eukaryota; Metazoa; Arthropoda; Insecta; Diptera; Calliphoridae. Gene Ontology annotation, molecular function: ATP hydrolysis activity; DNA replication origin binding. Gene Ontology annotation, biological process: DNA replication; DNA replication initiation. The transcript is spliced from 3 exons. The coding region runs from base 103 to 1494 and encodes 463 amino acids. Gene Ontology annotation, cellular component: nuclear origin of replication recognition complex; nucleus.
UUUGUUUGAAUUUUCGUUUAUUUGUUUCAGUUUAUAGAAAAUUUUAACCACAAAGUAUAAUUUGAAGAAAAUAAAAACAGUUGCAAAAAAAAAAAAAAAACGAUGAUAGACAUUUUGGAAAACAAGUAUCCUUGUCGUAAUAGUUUUAUUAAAAAUCUUUUUGAUUUGAUUCCAAACAAGGAAGAGUCUUUUCCACCGGCAAUCUUUGUUUAUGGACAUGCUGGAACUGGGAAAACUGCCAUUAUAAAAGAUUUUUUGAGACUUAUCAAAAAGGAGAAACAAAUUAAUUGCGUACACGUUAAUUGCGUUGAAUGUUAUACUUCGAAAAUCCUUUUAGAGAAUACUGUAGAAGAAUUGAUUUUUGAUAGUGGCGAUCAAAAUUUACGUUGCGAUACUCUAAAAGAAUUUAUAGAGCACUUGAGAGGCGUUAACAAGUAUGAGCAUAAAAGCUAUGUUAUAGUUUUGGAUAAUGCCGAUCGCUUACGUGAUAUGGAUGGAAAUAUUAUACCAUCAUUACUGCGGUUGCAGGAGAUGACAGGUCUUAAUAUAUGUGUGAUCUUAAUAUCGCAAAUUCCAUUUGAAAAAUUUUACUCCAAGACUGGAUUAACAGAGGUCAUAACACUCCAUUGUCCACAGUAUUCCAAGGCAGAAACAUUAAAAAUUUUAAGCACACAAUUUGAAAUGGCUCGUCAAAUGCUAAGAAGCCACAUACGGGCACAGCAUAUGGAUAAAGAAUUAUCACAAGUUGACAUUGUAAACGAAAUAAAUCCUGAUUUCUUUAAUAAUUACCUCAACAUAUUUUUGAGUGUAUUUUACAAGGCCUGCCGCGAUGUUCCUGAACUAAAAAUAACGGCUUGUAACUGUUUUAUUACUUACAUGGAGCCAGUACUGAACAAAUCUAUAGAUAUAACCGAUGUUUCAAAACUUUGGCGUAAUAUAGCGGCACCGUUACGUGCUGCCUUAUCUCAGGUCUAUAUGCGCUACGAUAAAUCUGAAGAAAAAAAUUUAACUGUUGCAACUGAUGUCAAUUAUUCAGACCAAAGCGUUCGAAAAAUGGCCCAAUCUUUGGAGUUGCCUUUUUAUGGAAAAUACUUAUUAAUUGCUGCCUUCUUAGCUAGUCACAACUCGGCCAAAGAAGAUAAACGUCUCUUCGUUAAACAUCAUGGAAAGCAACGAAAGCGUAUGCAAACAGUUAACGCUAAAGCAAAGGUGUCGGAGAAAAUGUCUACAUCACUAGGACCCAAGUCUUUUAGCAUAGAUCGUUUGUUGGCAAUUUUUUAUGCUAUACUCGAUGAAAAAGUUGGCUUAACAUGUAAUCUCCUCUCACAAAUUUCUACUUUAGUCCACUUGAAGCUGCUUGGAUUUGUUAGUGGUGAAAGCAACGUUAUGGACGGAUCUGCUCGCCUUCAGUGUACUGUCGGUCUAGAGUUUGUACUUUACAUUGGCAAAGUUGUUGGCUUUAAUGUAUGUCAGUAUUUGUGUGAUUUUAUGUAAUAUAUGAUUUAUAAUUUGUUAAUAAAAAAUUAAUUUAAAA